AUGGUAACAGGUGUCGAACUAAAAUCAGAACUAGUUCAAACAGUGGGUAAUGAUGGUAAUUUUAGUAGUGCAGACCCAAUUUUUUCGAAAGAAAAGUCUCCAUCAGACAUUCGAGCAUUCAAAAAUGUACUCGUGAUCUGCUUUGCAUUCUUAUUGCAAUUUACUGCAUUUAGUGCUAUUGCAAAUCUUCAAAGUUCACUCAACACCGACGCCAAUGUUGGUGUUAAUUCAUUAUCGAUUAUUUAUGCAUGUCUUCUGCUCUCAGCUACAUUUUUACCACAUCCAUCAAUCGCCACAUUUGGUCUUAAAUGGACUAUAGUAAUAUCUCAAAUACCAUAUCUUCUAUAUAUGGUCGCAAAUUAUUAUCCCAAAGCUUAUUUCAUGUAUCCAACUGCUGCACUUGUUGGAUUAGCGGCAGCACCUUUAUGGACAUCGAAAUGUAUUUAUCUGACAGAAAUGGGUUCAAUCUAUGCGUUCGAGAAAAAACUCGAUAAGAAUAUAAUCAUCAAUCGAUAUUUUGGCAUUUUCUUCAUGUUCUUUCAAUCAGGUCAAAUUUGGGGUAAUCUUAUAUCAUACUUGGUAUUGAUGCCAGAAGAGAGAAUCUAUGCUAUCAAUGGAACCGAAAAUAACAGAUCAUUAGUGUUCGAAAGUUAUGCGAAAUGUGGAGCGGAUUUUAUUGAAGAAGAAUAUCAAGCUGUCGAGGAUACAAAUCGUAUUGAUCGAAAAACGAUUGAUAUUCUUUGCAUUAUAUAUAUUUGUAUAUGUGUCUGCUCAAUUUUGAUAGUAGCUGUUUUUCUCGAUCAACGACGCACUUCAUCUCGUGAUCGAAUGUCAGUUAUGUUUUGUAAUUCUAUGAAAUUACUCGUGUCAACAGUUAAACAUUUGCGUCAUAUCAAUCAACUUCUUCUGAUUCCAAUUACUGUGUGGUCGGGUCUUGAACAAUCCUUUCUUUGGACACAGUUUAGCAAGGGUUUUAUCUCGUGUGUGCUCAAUGCCAAAUAUGUCGGUCUCAUUUUGAUGGUCUAUGGAAUAUGUGAUUCUAUUGGGAGUUUUGCUUUUGGUCAGCUUGUGAAAUUAGUCGGACGUUGGCCUUGCUUUGCUUUUGCUGCGAUUAUUAACUAUGCUCUAAUAAUUACGAUGCUUGUUUGGCAUCCUUCGCAAGACCAAAUCGCAGUUCUCUUUGUUUUGGCCGCUCUUUGGGGUGUGACCGAUGCGAUUUGGCAAACACAGAUCAACGCUUUCUAUGGAGUUAUUUUUACGGAAAAUCGUGAAGCUGCAUUUUCAAAUUAUCGUCUCUGGGAGUCGACUGGAUUCGCUUUCUUCUAUAUCAUUACGCCUUACAUUCGUGUUCGUCUAGUACUCAUUAUUCUCGCUAUAUUUCUUUCAUUCGGCAUCGUUGGUUAUACAAUGACUGAGUAUCGAUCGCGAACAUUGGAAGAAACGAAGGAUAAGGCGAAAAAGAAAAAUACAGUAUCACCAUCAUAG
Molecule: messenger RNA, 1485 nt
Organism: Rotaria socialis
Lineage: Eukaryota; Metazoa; Rotifera; Eurotatoria; Philodinida; Philodinidae
Source: the annotation of a GenBank genome assembly